GGGAAAUGUAACUAGAUGAUACAAAUUUUCUAAGUUGGUUAAGGGAGGCAACCUAAUAACUAACCAAGAUAUCGAAUGACUCUAUUCAGAACAUAUAUAUCCAUCUCUAACAAACAGAUGCAUUAUCUAAUACUUGGCAUUGCUGAAUCACUUGUUUUCAUUAGUUUUGUUCAUCUGGCGCUCUUCACUCUUUAUUUCUGCCAUUAUCUGCUGUACGAUCGUUUGAACUUCUGUACCAUUAAGAGCUUCACUCGCGCCUUUCUUCAUAGAGCCCCAUCGAAUCCCCAAAGCCCCCACGGCAGACGCGCAACUCAAAGCUAGCGAAAUGUAAAGUGUCAGUAUGAGAGAGCGGCUGUAAGCCACAAUUGCUGCCCCCUGGCUCUCUGCAGGUAGCGUAGAUAUUAAGUCACCGACACCUGAGUUUAGGAGCAAGGUGUCCAAAUCGGGAACUAUGGACUGAAGAUGAGAGCGCAGCUCGCCUUAUAGGAUACUCUGUGCCACAGCCACAAAGAUCGACGAACUGAGAUUUUGGACCAGUGUGAUAAACGUCACACCCACAGGUACGUCAGCACUUGGCAGCACGGUUUGGACUACAUAGCUGGGCUGCCGCAGCAACACUAGCCCGUCAGUUACACACUGCCGUCGUUUUCGAUUCCAAAACUUGUCGAAACGCGAAGGCAUCCCAGAUGCACAUGGUCCCAGGUUGGGAGAAUAGGAACCCCAAAGACUUCCGCAGCGCCACAAGAAAUGACAUCGUGGCCAGUUAUUCCGCUAAUAUCCAGUUCGUCGACGUCGAAGUGACCAAAGUCGAAAAGGAGAGCGACUCCCACUUCAGGGUCUGGGACGGCCAGGGGAAGGAGUGGAACGUUCGUAAAGUGAUACUUGCCGUCGGAUCGUCCGAUACCUAUCCAGACAUCGAAGGUUAUGCACAGCUAUGGGCCAAGCGAAUCUUUCACUGCCUAUUUUGUCAUGGUUAUGAAGAUCGCGGUGCAUCAUAAUCCGGCGUGCUCGCCGUUUCUCCCAUCUCGAUUGCCGCUAUGGCUGUCCAUAUGGCAGAAAACGCGGCUCAGCAUAGUGACAGCGUCACCCUGUAUACACAUGGCAACGAUGAAAUGGCAGCUCAGCUCAGCCCCAUCGCCAAUUCCAAGUUCAAAGUGGAGCCUCGCCAAAUCAGACGUCUCCGAGAGAACGCCCAAGCCAAUUCAGUUAUUGUAGAAUUCGUGGACGGGUCCAGCAAAGAGGAGAAGUUCUUGGUUCACAACCCUCAAACCAGUGUUCAGGGCCCCUUCGUCAGCCAGCUUGGGAUCACCCUUACGCCCAUGGGUGAUAUCCAGGCAGACGCACCAGUGCACUAGUCUAGCGUUCGUGGUGUUUUCGCCGCCGGUGAUUGCAUUACGCCAUAUAAGGUGAUACCAGGCGCCAUCUCGAGCGGUUGUAACGCAGCGGUGGCAGCUAGCACUCAGUUGCAGGCCGAGAAGUACGAUCAGCCACCCAUGUUCUGAAUCAACAAUCAAGUGACAAGGCCUGCUGUAUAGCCAAUAUAGUCCCGAUUAUACAAGGACAUAUCUGGGUCCUCUUAUAACAGUGCCCAGGAUCGUGCAUGAAAUUCAAAAUACAACUUUCCUUAAAAGAUUAAGUACAUAAACG
Molecule: messenger RNA, 1647 nt
Organism: Daldinia decipiens
Lineage: Eukaryota; Fungi; Ascomycota; Sordariomycetes; Xylariales; Hypoxylaceae
Exons: 2
Coding region: 687-998 (103 amino acids)
Source: RefSeq, a predicted model, not a curated record